CUCUCCUCUCUCCACUUCGUGUGAUUUUUUUCAGCCAUGUCUAAUUUCGCACAUUUGCUCCGUAACGGACCUUCGGCCCUCAGGCGGCUGUCGCGCUGCAGAGGCUUAGAAACCCGCGUCAGUUUGUGUAUCGACGCUAACUUUUUGCACUUUAGCUCGUCCGCUGGGCUGUCGUCGAGCACACGCCAUCAAAACAAAACCAGCUCCAGGUGUUACACGAGUUCUGCCAGGACGGAACCGGUCCGGAUCGGCUGUGCCUCCGGGUUCUGGGGGGACACGGCGACCUCAGUGCCUCAGUUGAUCUACAGUGGGAAGCUGGACUUCCUGGUGUUUGACUACCUCAGUGAGAUCACUAUGUCUCUGCUCACUGCCGCCAAGGCCAAGAUGCCUAAUCUGGGUUACGCUCCAGACUUUGUCCAGGUCGCUCUGGCUCCGUUCAUUAAUGACAUUCACAGGAAAGGUAUUCGUGUCGUCAGUAAUGCAGGAGGUGUGAACCCUCUGGCCUGCGCCGAGGCCAUACAGGAAGUCAUCAAGAAAGCCGGCCUCGACCUCAAGGUGGCCGUGGUGACCGGCGAUGACCUCAUGCCCCAUAGAAAUAGCCUUUCUGAAGUAAAGGUGGCAGAUGACGGCUGCAGACAACAGUUGCCUAAAACCCUGCACAGUAUGAAUGCUUAUCUCGGGGCUGUUCCCAUCCGGCGGUGCCUUGAUCUCGGGGCAGACAUCGUGGUAACGGGUCGCUGUGUGGAUAGCGCUGUGGCACUGGGGCCGCUCAUGCACACCUUUCGAUGGGAGAGGAAUGACUAUGACCUACUUGCAGCUGGGAGCCUUGCAGGUCACCUGAUCGAAUGUGGAGCUCAGAGUACAGGUGGAAUCUUCACCGACUGGCACAAAGUUCCUGACUGGGACAACAUGGGUUUCCCGGUGGUGGAGUGUUCCAGCGACGGCUCCUUCAUUCUCUCCAAACCGCCCAAAACCGGCGGCCUUGUCUCCUUCGGCACGGUGGCCGAGCAGCUGGUGUACGAGAUUGGCGACCCGCGGCGGUACCUGCUGCCCGACGUCACCUGUGACUUCAGCCAGGUGGCCAUCAAGGAAGUGCCAGGUGUAGAAGGAGGAGCUGUCAGAGUGACCGGGGCGAGAGGCCUCGCUCCUUCACGUGACUACAAGGUGUGUGCGACCUACAUGGACGGUUUCAGAGCCACAGCGGUGUGUCCGGUCGGAGGACCGAGGGCAGCGGAAAAGGCCAGACGAACGGCAGACGGCAUCAUCAAACGGACGAAGCGUAUGUAUAAACAGCUGGGGCUGGAAGAUUUCAGCGCCGUCAACAUCCAGGUCCUCGGAGCCGAGGACACUUAUGGUGCCGGCGCUCACACCAAGGGCUCCAGAGAGGCAGUGAUCUGGAUGGCCGUCCACCACAAACAGAAGAAAGCUCUUGAAAUCUUCUCCAGAGAAAUAGCUCCAGCAGGGACCGGCAUGGCUCCUGGACUCACAGGCAUAGUGGGCGGACGUCCCAGAGUGUCUCCUGUUCUGAAGCCGUUCUUCUUCUUACACCCCAAAACUCAGCUGAAGGUGGACAUUUACAUCGGCGGAGAGUUGGUGGAGUCACUUUCAGAGGUGGGACCAGACACACCAGAGCAAGAAGCCCCUGUCGCAUCAGCACAGGACGUACCUGAUAUGGACCUGCCCAGCGGACCACACAGCUACAGACUGGAAGAACUGGCCUACACGAGGAGCGGAGACAAAGGAGACUCGGCCAACAUCGGCGUGAUAGCUCGUCAUCCCCUCUUCUUCCCCUACCUGAAGAAACACCUGACGACUUCUGCGGUGGAGGAAUACUUCUCCCACCUCAUCCAGCCGGGAGUUCGCAACGCCGUCACAAGGUUCACUCUGCCGGGGAUCCACGGCCUGAACUUUGUCCUGCAGAGUUCAUUGGGUGGGGGAGGGGUGGCGUCUCUACGCAGUGACCCCCAGGGCAAAGCCUACGGUCAGAUGCUGCUGGACAUGAAGCUGAAGGGACUGCCUGACCUCAAAUCACUGGUGGACUGAUAGAGAGGGAGAGAGAGAGACCCUGAAAGAAAGAAGAAGCUAAUCAGGGUGAGAGCUGCGUGAAAUGGAGACACGAAGACACCUCAUGACAAGAAGGGAAAGUGAGACCUGAAAGACAUUUUACCUCAACAGAAACACAGAUCAUGUAAGAGAGAAUAUUUCUUUGGAACCCGGAUCACACGUCCAAAAUCCAGACAAGUGAAAACCUGAGGAACACAAGUUAACUUUACACGCCAUCCAGUAAAACAGUUACCAGCCCAAAAUCGCAGAUCGGCCUCAGAAGGCUUUAUGAGCAGCACAACAUAGGAGAUUUGGCUCAGAUUCACAGAAUUUUAUCCGCAAUGUAAACCGAAAGAGAACUUCCAAGAAAUUGUCAAAUAAACCACCACCGUAAAUAGUUUUAAUAAGUCCUAGCACCUGGUGGACUUAAUGAUUGAGAAAGCUCCACCACGAGAUGUGGCUGAAAGCUCUGCAUAAAAAAAAAAUAAUAAUAAUAAUAAAAAAAAAAGAGAGAGAAUCUUAGAGAGGCUUUGUUUCACCCGGAGACACCAGAACAACCUCGUCACCAACAUGCAAUAUUAUCUCUCAAAUCGCAGAUGUUUGUGAUUUUAAAAUGGUGUGCACAUCCAACCCCAGCUGGACAGGACAAAGAACAGCAACAAGGGAGGAGGAGAUGCCGUCAGCACGAGGUUGCUGGUUCAAACCUUGCACUAAUAAAAACUUCAGUGUGCGGACGGCCUCUCGUUUUCCUUUAACGUUUUUAAAGGCCUUGGUAUGCGUCAACGUGUCCGCCCAUCAAACAGCUUCCGAAACCCCCUGCCCAACAUGGGACUAGUGGGCGCUGCGUAGGAAAACUUUUGUGUACUUUUGAGACUGACGUUCCCACAUUCACAGGCACUUGAUGCCAAGGAGAAGAGAGUCCUGAUCACUGAAGCCCUUUCUCUUGUGUAAGUGAAACACGAAAUACAGUAAAACCACAUUACUGUGUCUCGUCUCUCAGUCGCGGUCUCUCACUCUCUCCUGUCAGACUGUUGAAGUGUCAGAGUCAUUUUCUCUGACAGUUUGCAUUUUUCAGGCUUCAGUCUUUCUGAGCUCAUCGUCAGUGGCAGCUGUGAUUUUUGGCUGUUGGACAGAUUUUCUCCCUGGUUCAUUUCUGUGGCAAAGAUGUCGGGAGACACUACAAAGUCGUUUUCAGUCGGCUUUAAUUUAUUUAAAACACGUCACACCAGCCUUCAGAAACUCCAGCUGAGUAAACCGGGCUCAUAAAACACUUUUAGCGGCGGCUGACACUGAAAGACUCGCUAUAAACGGACUGAAAACACUCGCUAGCCUAGCAGCACUGAGGCUACAAGCAACCCAUAAUGCAAUAGUGUCCCUAGAAGGCUCUCCACAGAGGACUGUUUUACACCGGUACACUGUCUAUUCAAAAAGUAAAAUCUCAUGUUGUGCACACCAAAUUGUCUAGUCUUCAAAUAUAAGACUACCCCGACUUUGACAAAUCUCAUUGACAUAAAAAGAAGGUAUCAUCUUAUAUUCGGGCCGAUACAGUAUUUCUCUCACUUAAAACUUCCAAUUUUUCUGGGCAUCUUAAGCACUUCUCAUCCAUUUUGUCUUCAAUGGAUCAGCCAAUUGUUUCAUCCAAUGAAGAGAGCUGUUAGUUGCAGCCCUAACUGAAAGCUCCAGAGCAGAUCUGGUAAACCGAGCUUGAGGCGAGACCGUUUUCUCAACUGCUUUUUCCAAGGAUGAGAAUGAACUUUGAAUCUCAACUUUUAGGCCAAGAUGGACGAGAGGUCCUCAUCGCGUUCAGAAAGAAAUUGAAAUUUUAAUAUCUGCUAUUCUGUGUCAAGUGGGAAACUCCAUCUACUGCUGAGGACCAUGUAAUAUGACUAUAAGUUCCAAAACUGCUACUAAAUGGCCCUUGAGGUGGGAUAGUUUUGUCAACUGGCAAAUUAUUUUUUUUCUUAGGAUUUUAUCUUACGGCGUGCGUUGAAAAAUGGUCAUCAAUUGCGUGUAAUUCACGAGAUUUCUUGUUCAUGGGCUAAAACUUGCAAAAACGCCGGAACGAUCCGGCAAUAACAGGAACGCUACAGUCACUGCAGUAUCUUUGCAGUAAAUGGCUGCCUGCAAUCAUCACCAGCAUGUCCAGCGUAUAUAACAGAGGGCCUUUUCCAUCUCAGCAUUUGUGGAGGUAAAGGUGCAGAUUUCCCUCAUAAUCUAGACCUGAAAUCCUUACCAGCUUCAGGGGAACUGCCCCUGACCUCUGACUUCCCUGAGAAAGGGAGCGGUGGUUUGGGUUUGCCUCAGAGGGUAAACGAAGCAUCCACCAUGGGAGCGAGACGCUCCAGUUAGCUAUCACAGGGGAGACAUGCUCGCAGGCGUUGGGUCGAGCGGGCUCGACGCCUGGUUUCCCCUGGCUUGUUCACCUCGACACAACCCGGCUCCGAUGUUCGACGCCCCGCAGGAAUGUGCGUCUCCUUCCACCAAACCAACUCUCUGGCCUCCAGUCUGUUUAUCUGUAAUUGGAAACAGGCUGAAGCUAAAGUCAGAGUCACUCCACAGCUUCUGUCAUGGCUGAAAACUCAUCUUACCCACCUCCUCUGAAUCAUUUCACCCCCUCUAAAAUCUUCCUCCUUGUGCUGCUGCAGUUUGCUCGCAUCAAAAAAAACAAGAAAGUCCCCGCUGACUCUUUUUUCUAUUUUGGAUAUUUAACUUUUCCUGGCGCUUCUCUCUUAUGUGGCCAUUCUUUGGUGCCAGGAAAAUUGUUCAGCCACUGUUUCUCUGACCUUUGACCUCUUUUGGUUCUGGUGAUUUGGUACAGAAAAGUAUUUUGUCAGAUGUAUGAUCCCAAACACGAAAAAGCAGCCACAUUAGUGACCAAACAGUGGUCUUCUAAACGGACAUCCAAAGACGCUUGCGCGCAAUAAAACCUUAAGUGAUGACAAGACAAAUCCUUCCAGACAUGAACUAAAAACAGUCGCAUGAGUGUAAAUCAGGCCAAUAAAAGAGGAAUCACAUGGGAAAUAUAAAUAUCACCACUUCAGUGUCGUCACUUAAAUCCCAAAUAUUUUUAUGUGGGAUUUAAGUGACGACACUGAAGUGGUCAGAUUUGAAGAGCGAGGUGUUAAAAUCAAAGCUGUAAAUUCCUACUCAUUUCCCCUUUUCAUAAAACCCCAAAUUGAAUACACACGCGAAACCAUCACCACUUAACAUGGAAAUACAGUCAAAUCUUAGUGAUGAAAAUGAGAUUUCAGAGAAAAGCUUUGCAUUCACAUCUGUCCUGCAUAUUGCUGCUUCCCAAAACUCAGACCGCGUGAUUCCCCAAAUAGUUUUUUGCUAAUUAUUUCAUCAUUGCAGAGCAGCAUUUUCUGGCUAGUUCUUCGUGCAACUCGAGAAAAUAACAUGGACUAUUUGAUGUUUUCCAAAGAACUUCAUGUAGCCUUGAGCUUGUAGAGGAAGGAUUUCCAGACAAAGUGUGGCUCAUUAUCAGAUAUGUUUUAUUUCAUGUCUCUCUUUCGUCGUAGCAGACUUUCCUUCAGCCAGUACUUGAGUCUGAAAACAAGUUUAGUUUGUAAACAUGAGUCAGAACCAUCAGGGGUUGUUGUGGAACAAAUGAGAUCAAACUUCAUAAAACUUCCCAUGGUGUCUCCUCGUCAACAAAAAUAUGUAUUCAUGCAAAUGGAAAGAGAGAAAUACAAAACAACUCUCUGCAGUGUCUCUGCGUAAGAAUUUUAUAAAUUUCCUCUUCAGUAUUUUAAGCUAAGCCUUAACACACUUAACCAGAGCUGUGAGUGAGAAUAAAUUAGUCCAAAAAACAUAGAAGUAGAUUAUAUAAGUAGAUAUAUUCCCUCUCAGUAUACAGUGAGACAGUAUGAAAAUUAAAAAAAAAGUAAUUCAGGUAGAUAAUUUGAAAAUUGGACAAGUACAGUUAGUUUUACCAACCCAGGUGAAAACUGUCUCAGUCCAUUGAAGAGCUUUUUUUGUUUUGUUUGUUUUUGUUUGUUUUGUUUUUCGUAAGCACUGAGGGCCGUGAAUGUCCUGGUAAUCCAUCCAGUAGUUGUUGAGAUUUUUCUUUAUUUUUAGAGUAGCUUUAAAACAAACAAUAGAAACAUUAAGUCUCAAAAGGUAAAGGAAACUCAAUUCAAGUUAUUUGGCCAACUCUGGUCUAACUAUGCAAUGUCUAUCAAUGGAGCAGCUUGUAUUUCUUUGUCAUUUUAAGACACCUAAGACCAUGAAUGUCUGUUCUAAAUUUCAUGGUAAUCCAUCCAGUAGUUUGUUUAUAUAUUUUAUUCUGGACCCCAGAGUGUUGCUAGAAUGGUAAAACGGCAAGGCCCAAGAAUUGAGCCUUGUGGGACACCAGAUAAUUUCUGUUAUUUCAACAGUUUUAAAUCAACCAAUAAAACCUUCUCAAAGUUGGAAAAAAAGCAGUGAAAGUUUUUGGACAAAUUCUCAUCAAGCUCUGUAAUAUUAAUCCCCAGAAGAGCCUUCAUUCUUUUCUUAUUAAGACACUAAACACCAUGAACAUCUGUGCCAAAUUUCAGGGUAAUCCAUCCAGUAGAUGUUCUCGACCUUACCGUUGCCAAUUGGGCAAAAAAGCAAAGGUUCAAGAAUUGAUCCUUGAUGAACGCCAGAGAUUUGUUCAUUUAACACUUUUAAAACGACCAGUGGAAAAAAACAACCAGCUCCAACUGCUCUAACUUCAAAGAAAACCAGUUCUUGUUCUUGCUCUGGUCAAACUCUAUGACUUUAUAUUUUCUUGGAUGUAGCAUGUAGUAUGACUAACAUUCAAGAAUCAAUCAAGGACGAAGCAAAACACACUGUAGAAACAACGCCAGUGCAUUAUUCAAAAUGUCAAAAUGACAUUAGCGUCACCCUGAAAACUACAUUGUUUCACUGCUUCUCAGUUGCUGUUGACUAUUCAGGGUAUGAGAUGUUUGCAGGACUCUGGGGAGACAGUUUAAACUCUGACGCCUUACUGUGGAACCGCGUGCGUUUUGUAUCACUGUGUUGAUUUCAUUAAAGGUAGCAGCACCUCAUGUUACUGCUCUCGGUGCAUUUUGGGAAAAAUAUUUAAACUUUUGAAAACAUAUGAUUAAAUGUAUAGAAUCAUUAAACUUGCAUUUAAAGAUCCUAGAUGACUAAAAAUGUAAAUCAUAAGCAGCUGUAAGACGUAGAGAAAAAAAACAACACUUUCGUCUGCCUUGUUUUUUAUUUUUUUUUGUCAUAGAAGUUUGAUUCUUCUGCUUUCUGCACUGUGAAAAUCACUGAAUGCAUUUUAAUAGUGAGUGGAUUUCUGGACGAUUUUGUAGGCAGUAAACCGAAGACAUUAAAGAUAUUUUUAUGAGCAAAGCUUCUGUUUAA
Xiphias gladius (swordfish) is the source of this 7401-nucleotide messenger RNA. It is a transcript of the gene lratb.1, whose product is annotated as lecithin retinol acyltransferase b, tandem duplicate 1. The coding region runs from base 37 to 2043 and encodes 668 amino acids. The transcript has 20 exons. NCBI's taxonomy places the organism in Eukaryota, Metazoa, Chordata, Actinopteri, Istiophoriformes, Xiphiidae. The record is from RefSeq and is a predicted model, not a curated record.